AUAAAUCUUAAUCUAGAUAUAGUGUAACACUGCGUUAUGCACGGCUGCAUAAUAAAAGAUUAUUGACUUUAGAGCUAAUAUGUUUGAUUUUUUAUAUUUAACUUGAAAUAACUACAAAUAUCGUUAUAAUUAAAAGAAUUAAUUUUAAUAUUUCUAUAAAUAUGACUACUUCCAAAGAAUUAAGUUUAGCCAGAAAAAAUCUUGCAGCUUCGUUAGGUGAUAAUGCAAAAAUAUAUUUUGAGAAAAUGAAACUUUGGUUUCAAAUGAAGACAACAAAAGAAGAAUUUGAUUGUGAAGCACGUAACAUCAUGACAGAAGAUCAAGUUCAUUUGCACAAUGAAUUUUUACUUUGUUUAUUCAACAAAGUCAGAGGGUUGGCUGUAGCUAUACCAAAUCGUAAAACAGAUAAAGAUAAGAUUGUUAAAGAAAAAAGGCUUAGGUUAAAACGUAAAUAUAAAACUGAUAAAUCAAAUUUCGAGCCAGCAGAUAUUUAUGCAGAGGUACUAAAUCAAACAUCAUCACCAGUUGGGGAUGAACCUAUAGGAGCAAAUAGAUCUAGUGCUCAAGAACUUGUGUUACCAGAUCGAACAUUUGUACUAGCUAGACUCAUGCUUGCUGCAUGGGAAAAUAACAUGGAUGGUGCAGAAGAAAAUACUGCCCAUAUUGUUAUUGCUGCUACUCAGAUCUUUGUGAAGAAUAUACUUACUGCAAUUCUAACAAAUAGAAAGGAAUUUAGUAUAAAAGAAGGAUCAUUUAUUCAUGGUAUAGGAAACCCUGUACCUAGUUCAUGGAAACGAAAUACAGCUUAUAUAAUCCGGUCUUGUGAUUACAGUCCUACAGAAAUAAUAGAUCCUUAUGGACAAGUUCCAUCUACAAGGCAGAAUUUUGAAGAAGCUGAACAAGCAACUGCUUUUUCGUUUGCAUGCUCCUUACAAACUACACCUGCCUCUUUAAGACCCGUUAGUAUAGCUGAUCUACAACGCACAUUAAAGAUCCAUAAAAAUCUCAUCAGUAACCAUACAAUUUAUGCUACAAAUAUGGAACGCUUGCACACCUAUGCAACACAUCCAACAUGGGAAGAUUUAGAAGCUAGGAAUUUAUUAAAACAAAAAUGUAGAACUUAAAAUAAUAAACAACAUUUCAUUAUA
This is a messenger RNA of Vespula pensylvanica (western yellowjacket), 1148 nucleotides long. Its product is annotated as transcriptional adapter 1-like. Gene Ontology annotation, cellular component: SAGA complex. The record is from RefSeq and is a predicted model, not a curated record. The transcript has 6 exons. Gene Ontology annotation, molecular function: transcription coactivator activity. NCBI's taxonomy places the organism in Eukaryota, Metazoa, Arthropoda, Insecta, Hymenoptera, Vespidae. The coding region runs from base 162 to 1124 and encodes 320 amino acids. Gene Ontology annotation, biological process: regulation of transcription by RNA polymerase II.